Sphaerulina musiva SO2202 is the source of this 860-nucleotide messenger RNA. RefSeq lists its product as uncharacterized. The coding region runs from base 111 to 275 and encodes 54 amino acids. The record is from RefSeq and is a predicted model, not a curated record. The transcript is spliced from 2 exons. NCBI's taxonomy places the organism in Eukaryota, Fungi, Ascomycota, Dothideomycetes, Mycosphaerellales, Mycosphaerellaceae.
UGAUAUUUCGAGUGAAUGUGACGAGGUGGGAGCGGGCGGAGAUUUCAAAGGUGACGUUCGUUUUUCAGACAUUUAUUGUCUUGGAGAUGGGCCGAUUGUAUGCGACAAUAAUGAGCACCCACCGGGCCGAGCGCCAAAACCACGGAGGCGGUCGGUAUACCCGCCACCAGGCUGUUGGGAUGCUGAUAUGCACAGUACUCGCUUGCAGUCACAAACCUCCGAUAUGGAUCGACAAUAAGUACAUCACAUCGACGGACCCACGACGUGGAUGCUGAUUGCCUUGGAAGCGGCCAAAGCAGUAGAAGGCAUCUGAACGUACUGGAGCUGGCACCUUCACCACGAUGCCUCAAUCCAUCUGUUCGAUCUUGUUUCGCGUGCUGUGUCGAUAUCGAUUGACUAGUGCCAUACACGGCGGCCGAAAGAGAGAAAAAAAGAAAAGGAUUGAUUCGCAAGCACUUAUCGUCAACCGCUAUCACUGAUUUGGGCCUUGCUCGUUGCUCCGGACUCCGCGCAUCCUUAGAUGCCCGCGCCUAGACCUAUCAGGCCUGCGAUGGCAUCCUCAGCAGCAAUAAGCACUGGUCAAGUGUCUUCCAGGGUCUCCAUGUGAUUGUUUGCUGGCUCAAUCUUCUCAGCGUUUCCCGUAUCAGCCAACAACUCCGCCGCCUCCUGUCUAGCCUCCUGUUCUUGCAAAGUCCAGCAACCUCCUCUCUCUCCCCUCCUCCUCUUCGUCGAGCUUGUUCCGACUAGCAGAUGCUCUAUAUGCUUUACGUCGAGUCGUACGCCAACGGAUGUCCUCUUGUACGUAGCAUAUCGGCUACUACAUAGACGCCGUGGGUUACAGCCGGGCAAUCAUAGCUGCA